Molecule: messenger RNA, 420 nt
Organism: Strongylus vulgaris
Lineage: Eukaryota; Metazoa; Nematoda; Chromadorea; Rhabditida; Strongylidae
Source: the annotation of a GenBank genome assembly
AUGUCGGAGAUUUUGAAGGCGAGAACAUACUGCAGCUACUUUACAGGAAACGAGCAGGGUAGUUCCCGGUCUGUUGACGAUGGGGAAGAAGAGGGCGAAAUUCUCAGUGAUGGUUCGGAUGAUAUCCAGGAGCAACCAAAACCCAUAUCCAUCAUUGGUGCAUCGAUGAACAGCUUCCAUUCAUUGUUUAUCAGGAAAGCUCCAAAAGAGGCAUUGCGCAGUUUAAAUGACACGCCUCCUCUCCAGGCAAAUGUCGGGGUCCUUCCUCCACAGACUGUAACAAUUGGUCGUGGCUUCUCUAAUGAACAAAAACUUGGAAUAUUACCACAGCAAAGAGCUUUUUGCAGCCGUCCACGUAACAGCCCAUUCGGGACGACUUCGCCAUGGUCUUCAAACUUUCCAGCGCCCCAUUCUGUUUAA